AUGGUCCUCCCUCCAGCCUUUGUGGCAGCCCAGCUCAUCAAUGCGGUGCAGGCCUACAUCCUGCUACGACAUGAUGUCCUGAAGAUUGGCAGGUCCUGGUACCUCCUGGUCCUGUACUUUGUGCUGGCCACCAUAGCGAGCUGGACGACGCGGUACAUGGACCGCCCCCCUUCGCCACGCGCCGGGGACGAUCACCGCCGGCCCGGCCUGUGGCUCCCCCGCGCCAUCCUCGUCCUGUAUCAUGUCCACCAGGCCAUGGUCUGGCUGCUCCUGGUCAUCACCUGGGGCAUCCUCUACCCCGCCGCGCUGGCCAUGCCCGACCCACGCGAGCGGCGGGACAAGCUGGAGAACAUGCUCAACUUUGGCAGCUACAACCAGCACGGUGGCAACGUGGUGUUCAUGCUGGGGGAGCUCUUCCUGGCCCACCUCCCCUUCCAGUCCAGGUAUCUGGGCUGGGUGGGCGUCUGGACCGCACUCUACUUCCUCUUCGAGUCCUUCAGCAAGAUAGUGUGGGACCAGUUUCAUUACCCCAUCUUUGAGGGCGGCGCCAUGCAGCAGUGGUCCGCGGCCCUGCUCAUCCCUGCCCUCCAAUGGGCCUCCUUCGGCCUGGUCCUGGCUCUGGUCUCCCGGAAGAAGAAGCUGGUGGAGAGGGUGGAGUCGCAGAGAUCCAUCGCGUCCAAUGGCGGCGCGGACAGGCCGACCGCAAAGCCACAUGCGGCCUAA
Molecule: messenger RNA, 723 nt
Organism: Auxenochlorella protothecoides
Lineage: Eukaryota; Viridiplantae; Chlorophyta; Trebouxiophyceae; Chlorellales; Chlorellaceae
Exons: 3
Coding region: 1-723 (240 amino acids)
Cellular component (GO): membrane
Source: RefSeq, a predicted model, not a curated record